AUGACUAAUUGUUGUGAUAGGUAUUGUAAUCAUUCUGAGCAUAGGGCUAUUAUUGACAACGUAUAUGACACUAUAAUCAGCAUUCUAUCUGAUGCUGCCGCAGCGACGUAUCGCAGAGAGGGGUUACAGAAAGAACGGUUAUAUAGCCGGGCGGAAUGGACCAUUACACGGUCUAACACAUCACUGUUAGACUCUGCAUCGGGUAGCAAUAGUGACACUGUGUCUGGGAAAUCUGUUCAGUUUCUUGCAAAAAAAUUGUUUAAAAUUAUUGCUAAAACGACGAAAGGAAGGUUUCCUGGGCACGACGGCCCAAGUAUAGAACAUUUUAAGUAUGCCGGUGAGCAUCUGUAUUGUAUAGUUGCGAUGCUUUUUAAUUCUAGUCUGGGACAUACCUAUUUACCAGAAGCAUUAAUGCAUACAAUUGUAGUCCCUGUUGUUAAAAAUAAGACGGGUGACACAUCUUUCACGAGCAACUACCGGCCUAUAUUGCUUGCAACUACAGCUGUAAAAAUGCUUGACAGUUUGCUUAUCGACUAUUUCGGUAAGUAUGUGGAACUUGACGAUGCCGUAUCCGAAUACGAGUUCAGGCCAGGUAUUUCUACAGAAAGUGCUAUGUUCAGUCUUAAGCAUAUUGUCAAGUAUUAUACUCAAAGGAAAACGCCUGUGUAUGCUUGCUUUUUGGACCUAUUCAAAGCUUUCGAUUUGGUAAAUUAUGAGCUCUUGUGGGAGAAGCUGAAAGGCACAGGUAUGCUGGCAGAAUGUACCGAAAUGUAA
Melitaea cinxia (Glanville fritillary) is the source of this 774-nucleotide messenger RNA. RefSeq lists its product as uncharacterized. The coding region runs from base 1 to 774 and encodes 257 amino acids. The record is from RefSeq and is a predicted model, not a curated record. The transcript has 2 exons. Lineage: Eukaryota; Metazoa; Arthropoda; Insecta; Lepidoptera; Nymphalidae.